Molecule: messenger RNA, 1392 nt
Organism: Sparassis crispa
Lineage: Eukaryota; Fungi; Basidiomycota; Agaricomycetes; Polyporales; Sparassidaceae
Product: cysteine proteinase
Exons: 6
Coding region: 1-1392 (463 amino acids)
Biological process (GO): ubiquitin-dependent protein catabolic process; protein deubiquitination
Cellular component (GO): cytoplasm
Molecular function (GO): cysteine-type deubiquitinase activity
Source: RefSeq, a predicted model, not a curated record
AUGGAGAUCAUGAUGCCUGGUACUAGCAGUCUGAGCGUGUCGCACGAUCAGACCGGGAGCCCCUUCUCCGUCAUUGAAUCGGACCCAGGUGUCUUCACGUCACUCAUCCGGAAACUUGGAGUGCAAGGCUUGGAAGUCAUCGAGAUUUAUGGCAUCGAACCUUGGGAUACGGACCAUCUAGAACCCAAUGGACUCAUCUUCUGCUACUUGUGCACAGACGACAAUGAUAGCCAAGAGGAUGCAGGCUCUGACAAUGAGCUCGAAGACAGGGACGCGCAGCGGGUAUGGUUUGCCAACCAGCUGAGCGAAGAUGCAUGCGCAUCGCAAGCGAUUCUCAACGUUCUCCUGAACUGCCCCGAUAUCGACAUAGGCGAACAGUUACGAGACUUCCACGCCUUUACAGAGAAGAUGUCGCCUGUGAUGAGGGGACUGGCAAUCGCAAACUCUCCAUUCAUACGGAAUGCUCAGAACUCGCUGGCACGCCCCGCAGAUAUUCGCGCCUCUCUCCAUGCCGUGGCUGCCGCCACCAUCGAAACUCAAAAUUCUAAACAGAAGCCGCAAGACAUAUUGAAACUGCCACCUGCUAAGAAACGCAAGGCCAGUGGUAGCACCUCGAAAUCUAAGCAGAGCACGGCGGAUGGUACCGAUACCAAACAAGAAUCCUACCACUUUAUCGGCUACGCGCACGUAGACGACAAGGUGUGGGAGCUGGACGGACUCCGUAAGUCUGGGCCCCUCGAAGUCGGCGAGGUCGACGGCAGUGCCAGAUCUGCUCGGAGAAGUUGGAUGGACAUCGUGCGCCCCGCGCUGCGGAUGAAGAUGGAGAAGUACCUCCGCAGUGCGGGUGAAGGCGAGCAUAUCCGGUUCAACUUGCUAGCCAUCGUGGAAGAUCGGUACCAGAAGGCAAGCGAUGGACUGGAGAUGCUCAAGCGGGAACGCACUGCGUUGGAGCGACGAUUAAACGAGACAUUUCCGGAUGGCUGGGCAGACAAGGUCGACCCAGUACUCCUUGCAAGUAGCAAAGAGGCCUUUUCCACGUCAGUCCGGCCAUCAUCCGACGGUACAGUGUUCAGCCGUGGCUUUGGUUCACACAAGAUGGAGAAAGAGCUCGCCAUAUUGGAAAUGCCAUCCCGCAAACUGCCGGGUGUCUGGGACGAGUGUGUGCGCAACGCCAUGUCUGCCAAGAUAGCGGUCGAGGACGAGAUUGAGAAGUCUCGAAACAUGCACACCGAACACAUCGGUCGGACGUUUGACUACGAGCCCUUCAUCCGGGAAUUCGUUACUUGUCUGCACAACGAAGCACUACUAGAGAAAGCCCUCAGUCAGAAAGCUGGGGAUGAGGAUACAAAUGAGCGACCAAGAACAAGGAGGAAGGCGAGGAUGAAGAGAUAG